Glycine soja is the source of this 967-nucleotide messenger RNA. RefSeq names its product CASP-like protein 1F2. Bases 111 to 704 code for a protein of 197 amino acids. The record is from RefSeq and is a predicted model, not a curated record. NCBI's taxonomy places the organism in Eukaryota, Viridiplantae, Streptophyta, Magnoliopsida, Fabales, Fabaceae. The transcript is spliced from 3 exons.
CCUUAGUCUCUGCCUUUCAUUCCGUGUCGUAAUAUUCCCCAAUCAGCUCUCUUUAGUCUCUACCCAUUUCCCUUCCAUUAAAGUAACUCGAAACGGUUUCCCUUUCCCAUAUGGCUGACGCCAAAGAUUCCUCCAUAGUAGACUCCAAAUCUUCCCCAACCUCAACCUUAACAUCCUCAGCCUCACAACAACAACAUAGGAUUAUACGAACUUUCUUGAUGGCUCAGGACAUCCUCAGAAUCCUACCCACUCUCCUCUCCGCAGCAUCAAUCGCCGUCAUGGUCACCAACAACCAAACCGUUCUCAUCUUCGCUAUCCGCUUCCAAGCCCACUUUUAUUACUCACCCUCCUUCAAGUUUUUUGUAGCCGCAAAUGGUGUUGUCGUGGCCAUGUCUUUGCUGACCAUCAUACUGAACUUUCUUAUGAAACAUCAAGCGUCACCAAUAUACCAUUUCUUUCUUUUCUUGCAUGACAUAGUGAUGACGGUGUUGUUGAUAGCUGGAUGUGCAGCGGCAACAGCCAUAGGGUACGUGGGAAAGUUUGGAGAGGAGCAUGUGGGUUGGCAGCCAAUAUGCGACCAUGUGCGCAAGUUCUGCACAACAAAUUUGGUUUCCCUCUUGCUCUCUUAUUUUGCUUUCAUUGCCUAUUUCGGAAUCACUAUUCUAUCAGCCUACAAAAUCGUCUCUUCUUCUCCCAAGAACUAAUCAAAUCAAAUCAAAUACCACCAACAACAACUACCGUUACUAACAACUUGUCUAGCUAUAGCUAUAAUGAUGAGGCCAUGAUAGGGGUUAAUUUAUACUACUAUAUAUCUCAUGUGGUGCAUGAAUUUGUUCCGAAAUUGUUAGUUUGGUGUGGUUUAUCAAUGUUUUUUUUGGUAUGGUUAUAAAUGCUACAACAUGUAAAGUAGGAGUUAAAGAAAAUACUAUUUAUCAAUCAUAAUGAAGCUUUAUUUUAAGAUGCAUAA